ACUACUAACAGCAACUAGCAGCACACGUGUCACGCUUUUGAAAUUUUUUAUCACACAUUAUAUUCUAUAGUGUACUUCCUGUAAAAUAUUUUUACAGCUUAUUAAAAGUUGUACCAUUAGGAAAGUGUCUAUUCUUGGAUAUUUAAAGUGGGUGGGUAUGCAGGGACAGAUUUGAAGAAGCAAUUGGUCCAUUUUGUCUGUAUGUUGUGCUAUAUUCUCAAUCUUUAGCCUUCAUACUAAAGUAGGAGACUCGUGUAAUUGCAAGAGGUACUGGAUGUCUAAGCCAUUGGAAAUCCCCCAUCAAAUUCGACCUGAGAAAGGUUUAGAACUUCCAUCUUCUCCUUCCAGAACUUCCUUUGGAUCACCAGGAAAAUAUUACCAGAUUCCCAGUCCUAUUAUUACCCGACGUACACGGACAUUUUCCUUAUCAGAGCAGGCAGCCUCAAAUCCAGUUCAACAUGGCAAAGUGAAAUAUUUCUGUCGUCAGAAGGGUCAUGGUUUUAUUAGACCUGAUGAUGGAUCAGAAGACAUUUUCUUUCAUAUCUCUGACAUAGAAGGAGAGUAUGCCCCACGUCGAGAUGAUGAAGUAACCUACAAGCUCUGUCUUGUUCCUCCAAAGAAUGAGAAGGUUCAAGCCACACAUGUUAUCAUAACCUCUUUGGGUCCAGGAACUCAUGAACGUUGGGAUCAGCCACCCUCACCUGUUCCUAAAGAAGAAGAAGCAGGAAAUCACACCUAGAAACAGAAGUGUUGUAGAGCUAGUGCAGAAGAAGCAAGAAAACGUACUAUUCAAAUUCAGGUGUUGUCAUGAAUGUUUAACUGUGUGUUUCAUGGGAAUUAAAAGGUUCAUCAUAUGUUAAGUAAAACAGAAGAUUAAAAAAAAUGUAUUUUUCAAACUCUUAGAAUAUGCUUAAAAACAUGAUCAGCCAUAUACGAGUCAUGUCAAAUGAUUUAUAUACGAUACUUCUGUGAAGAGCUUAUUUUUAAACACCAAGACAAGUAUUAUAAACAAAACUAUGUAUGUAUACAAGUCAAAAUCCCCUUCACUGUACAGUUACCAUAACAUUAUUUUACACAUCACAUUAUUUGAAGCGUCAUGUGUAUUUCUAAAAAUUGUACUGUUCUAGGUUUUAUUGAACUACUGAUAAAUAAUGAUAUAUUCUCUAUUCUACUAGAGAUAUGUCAACCGUAUCUUGUUACAACAUUAAAACAACUAGACAAUACCAGUAUUCUAUCAUACUCCAAUUAGCCCUAGUGUACAAAUAGUGUUUGUGUAUCCAUCUAGUAGUGAUAAAUGUUUCCCAAAUAUUAUAGUGAUGACUUACCUCUUUAGCCUUUUUAUUUCAUUUAUGUUUGUAUUUGUAUUUUUUUUUUUAAUUUUUGGCAUACGUUUUUGACCAAUUUUGAAUUUUGUUCAGCAGUUUUGUGUUGUAGACAAUUCUGAUUUUUCCUAAUUCUGCAGUUAAUGUUUCAAGACUCACUUUUAUGUUUUUUUCUAGUAAUCAAAAAUAUCCUUGCAUGUUUGUGUUUUAAAAUCUGUGAAAGUAGUGUCAUAGUUGAUUCAAUAGUAGUUCAUUCAGUCUGAGAGCUUGUAAGCAAAUAAUUCUGUUGUAGUUUAAUGUGUAUGUUAGUAAUAGACUGAUGCCCCUAAUUGAAUACCUUUAAUAUCUGGACUUUUCAAUUCAAACUAUAAAAACUGAGAAAUCCAUAUUUUCAGUAUUAAAAAGUGAAUUGUGAUGGUGAAAAUAUUUUUGAACAAUUUUUACUGUGGAUUUGAAUUUUUUUUCUGCUAUAUAUGUAUAAAAAUUAGGUGGUUUGCUACCUAAUGUACAGUUCCUAUACUGUUCAAAUUAUCCAGGAUUAUGUAUCAUGAUCCAUAUUUUAAUUGAAUUACCCCCUCUCAACAUUUUUAAUCAGAUACAUGAUGGUUUUCUACAAUAAAUGUUUGAAGGAUUGCAUUAGAGCAAACAAUAAUUUUCCACUUAGGAGACUGACCAGUGGAUGUAAUGAAAUGAAUAAAAAAAAUUUCAUUGCAGUGUACAUUUUAAGGUCUUUCUUGAUUUCAGUUACGGGUUAUUAGUAUUGAAUUGUCAAAAUUAUCUAAUUUUCAUCAAUUUUGUUAAAAUUUGAACGGUGUAAAUUUCUCUUAUGUUUGCCAAUACCAGUCUCUCAAUGCAAUUUUUAAUAAUAUCACCUAACUUAGACAUUGGAAAUAACUGUCUUGACUAGAUCGCUUCACUCAUGGAUCCCUCACUUUUUUUCUUCAAUACACCAUUUUUACCAGAUAUUGUGCCAAUUUUUGAAGUAGUGGUUAUGCAUACUGUCUAAUGAACAGGAGUCUCCAUCUUUUUAUUUGGUUUAUGAGUAGUUGUUUAUUAAUUAAAACUCUGCCAUCAAGGCUGUUCAAUCUUAUUAGAAGUACUUGUCCGAUAUUUAUCUGCAGAUUGAAUUCUAUAUUUUUUUAUUUUUAACUUUUGACCUAUGUUUACUUCUAAAGAAUCAUGAAAGAAUUAAAUAACGUUUCUUCUAUUUAAUCCUUGAAGCUGUUAUAUGUAGAUAUCAUAUGACUUGUGGAUUUUACAGGUUCACAUAGGGGUAAUGACUCAAGAAUUACGGCCUGAAAUAUUAUAAGUUCAAAGAAUACCAUAUGAAAUUUCACUAGGAAAUUUUUACAAAUUGUUUCACGUUCAUUUGUUGUCCAGGUCAAUGAUUUCUAACCCCAACUGAGAACCAGCUAGUUCUGAUCCCAAAAUUUCACAGAUUUCUUUGUACAAUAUUAACUUUUUAAGAGAUUUUUAACUCGUAUUGUAAAACAAUAUACUUUAGUAGCUAUAUUUUAAGACACUUUUUAUUUUAAACUGUCUUGUAUAUCAGCAUUGGUACACAGACUGGCAUUUUGGAACAACUGCUAGAGAUGGUAGUAUUUUUAGACAAAAGUUAUGUAAAGCAGGGAAUAUAAGAAUUAUUUUUCCUUGUUGAAGACAAAAAAACUUGUUUAUAUAAGAAUCAUAAGUUAAUUCUUUAAUAAGGUUCUGUUUAACACAAUUUCACACUUGUUUCCUUUCAUGAUCAGUGUUUAAAUGCCUUUUUUGUUAACUACUGAAAGCUAAACAUUUAAUAACAUGCAUUUGCCAAAAUAGUUACCAAUUUAAUGGCAACUUAAUCAUACUUUAUAUUCUGGUUACUGUUGAAGGUUCUGCACCAUUCUGUGUAGUGAUGGCUCAUAAAUUGUUAAUGGUUAAAUACUGCAACUGCCAUAUAUUAAUUGAUCUGAGUUUUAAUAAGUUUAAAACAAUUUCAAUAUCUUAAUACUUUAGAUUGUUAGCUGGUAAUAUCAAGUGUUUUCGUAUUGUUAUCCAGUCUGUGAGAAGAGCUGGUUUUCUCAAUAAACUUUAAAAAAAUCAUCAUUUGUAAGUAUUUCUGAGAAACUGUAAAAUUAUUGCUUUAGAAACAGUUAUGGCUGUGUUAGGUGCCAGUUUGCUUAGUGCCUUCUUCUGGAAUUUAUUGUUUGCAACUUUAACUGUAAUGCUUGAUUUUUGUAAUAGAAGUGAAAGUCUUAUGGGUUAAUGUAUUGGAAAAUUUUCACCAUCAUUCAUAUUCCUAGGACCUAUUAAGCUUGCAAAUGUGGAAAGUGAGAAAGGAAGGAAACAUUGUAACAACAACAGAUUUUCAUGGUUACCAAUUAAAUGCUUUUCAGCUGUAUUUCUUAACUUUUAUGGAUAUUUUGUUUACUGAUAAAUUCAAAGUCAGAAAAGUCAAUGUGGGUAUGACCAUACUCCCACAAAAAUAUUGAUUUCUAUUUCCACAGUUUGAAAUUAACACGUAUAUUAUAACCACAUAUUUGUAAAUUGUCCAAAAAAAAAAGUAAUAAACAAGAAUUUUUGUCACUUGUUUAA
Messenger RNA from Limulus polyphemus (Atlantic horseshoe crab), 3896 nucleotides. RefSeq names its product cold shock domain-containing protein CG9705-like. The transcript is spliced from 5 exons. Gene Ontology annotation, molecular function: mRNA 3'-UTR binding. The record is from RefSeq and is a predicted model, not a curated record. Lineage: Eukaryota; Metazoa; Arthropoda; Merostomata; Xiphosura; Limulidae. Gene Ontology annotation, cellular component: cytoplasm. Gene Ontology annotation, biological process: regulation of mRNA stability. The coding region runs from base 275 to 739 and encodes 154 amino acids.